Messenger RNA from Dioszegia hungarica, 2460 nucleotides. RefSeq names its product WD40-repeat-containing domain protein. Gene Ontology annotation, cellular component: CAF-1 complex; nucleus. The record is from RefSeq and is a predicted model, not a curated record. Gene Ontology annotation, molecular function: protein binding. Gene Ontology annotation, biological process: nucleosome assembly; DNA replication-dependent chromatin assembly. The coding region runs from base 1 to 2460 and encodes 819 amino acids. The transcript has 8 exons. Lineage: Eukaryota; Fungi; Basidiomycota; Tremellomycetes; Tremellales; Bulleribasidiaceae.
AUGAGGCCCAAGGUACUCGAGAUAGCCUGGCACGAGACCCAAGCGGUCUACUCGUGCGACUUCCAGCCGCUCCCGCCCGCGCAAUUGAAGCGCUUGCUUCCUAUAGGGCACGAUGACGAAGACGGGAAAGACAAGGAGAGGGAGCGCGAGCGGGCGGUCAUAGCGGGCGGAAGAAGCUACCGGAUGGCUACAGCUGGAGGGGAUUCGAAAGUCCGGCUGUGGAUGAUCCACCCAAAUAUUCCUCUCGCGAACCUCUCGGCGCACGUUGCUGCGACGGGACAAGACAUUGCGCCUCAUCCACCACGGGCCGAGUACUUGACCACGCUCAGCAAGCAUACUGCCGCUGUGAACGUUGCGCGGUUUAGUCCGAAUGGGCAGACAUUGGCUUCAGCCGGUGAUGAUGGGAACGUCAUCCUCUGGGUGCCAUCAGACAAGCCUGUGACCAACUUUGGGGAGACGAGCGAGGAGGUCGACAAGGAGAAUUGGAGAUUGCAGAAGAUGCUCCAGGUGACAACGAAGCACGUCUACGACUUGGCAUGGAGUCCCGACGGGGAGUUCUUCAUCGCUGGUAGUACCGAUAAUACCGCUACAAUCUGGAAAGCUUCAACAGGCGAAUGCGUCUUUGCGCUUCGGGAGCACUCGCACAAUGUACAGGGGGUGUCGUGGGACCCUCUGAAUGAGUACAUCGCGACUCAGAGCUCGGAUCGAUCCGUUCACGUCAACACCUUCCUCUUCAGGAAUGGCUUGCCGGAUGUACAUCCCGUUUCCCGCGCCAGUCGGAUGGAGUUGCGCCAGUCUCGUACACCCUCUAUGCCAUCCUCAUCUCGCCCAUCCAUGGUCCGAAGGGGAUCAGCCACUUCGGAUGCCGGCUCAGCAAUCACCUCGGCCUCGGAGUUGCCAGACCUUUUCCCUGGCCUCCCACCAGUCCCUCAUUCGGCCAGCGCUACGCCUAUCACUCCUUCCGCAUCGGUCCCUUCCACACCUCUGCCCGGAGCGGCCAUGAACCCUCCUCAUUCAACUACGAAACCCGGGUCCCGCCGUUCUUCCUUCUCCGGCAGUCAAGCGGCUGGCUCUCCUGCCCUCAGCGCAGCCGCCUUUCCCGGUCGAGGUCGGAGUCCAAGCCCCAUGCCGCAGCUUCCGGCCAUUCGGGCGCCGCCGCCGGCGAUCAUGCAAAAGUUGUACGGGGAUGAAAGCGUUACUCGCUUCUUCCGUCGGCUGUCGUUCUCCCCGGACGGAAGUCUGCUCAUGACCCCGGCAGGGCAGAUCGAGGACCAGCUAUUCAAGGGAUCGCCCAUGCUCGGUCCCCGCUCCAUGUCGCAGGACGGCUCCGAACCUCCUGUACCCGCAGGCGGACUCACCCGGCCCAAAAACAUCGAUGCCGGCCGACCUACCGUUUUCAUCUACUCGCGAGCCAAUCUUGCUCGUGCCCCAAUAGCCCACCUACCCGGACACAAGACCGCCAGUGUCGCCAUCCGCUUCUCGCCCAUCUUUUACGAUCUUCGGAGUCACGCGAGCAACGCCGAGCCAAAACACGUCAUGCUCGACCGAGAGGAGAAGGGACCGGUACAUGUCUCGUUGACCAUGCCGCCCCCUCCACCGCCGCCAAAGGAGAAGGACGGGAAGAAGGAGGAUGAGAAGGAAAAGAAGGAGGGUGCGCUGGGGAGUGUGUUCGCACUCCCGUAUCGCCUGAUAUAUGCGGUGGCAUGCCAGGACAGCGUAUUGCUGUAUGAUACGCAACAGGCCGGGCCUAUUGCGAUCUUCAGGGGGCUGCACUAUGCGGGAUUCACAGAUAUCGCUUGGUCACCAGACGGCCAGACUCUCAUGCUGGCCUCAUCGGACGGGUACUGCUCCAUAGUCGUUUUCGACCUCGCCGAGCUCGGAACAGUCCACCCUACCCAGCAACAUCACCGUCAACUCGCCGCUAUCGCACAAAACCACGCCUCACAUCCAGUGCCUGCCCCAUUGCACCACCACUCCUCAUCCCUCUCCAACUCGGGCGGCCAACGCGACUCGUUCGGCGGCGCGUCUGUACCCCACUCACCUGCGGCCUCGAUGAUGCGCCAGUCACCCGCGCCGACCCGGUCAGAACGGGAAGGGUCUACCAGCUCGAGCGUCCUCGGUCUGGGACCCUCGCAGUCGCUCAACCUUCCACUCUUUGUGCCUCCGCCAUCAGCAAGCUCAAGUACGGACCGGACGGACCACGUCAUCUCUACGCCGAGCGAGGAGGUGGAUGCGUACAGCUGGCGCACAGGUCGAGGGGGACGAAGCGGGAGUGAAAGCAGUGCCAGUGCGAGUGUGAGCACGAUGGCCGGAGCGGCGGGACGUUUGCCCUCGGGCGGAGAGCAGUACGAGAAGCGGCCGAGCAGCGCGCAAGGGGGACAAGGGGACGGUGCCGCUGAAGAGCAACCAAAGAAGAAGAGACGAGUCGUUUUGACGCAUUUGGGGUCGGAGGAUAGUUGA